This is a messenger RNA of Actinia tenebrosa (Australian red waratah sea anemone), 1656 nucleotides long. RefSeq names its product (3R)-3-hydroxyacyl-CoA dehydrogenase. Gene Ontology annotation, biological process: fatty acid biosynthetic process. Gene Ontology annotation, molecular function: quinone binding; oxidoreductase activity, acting on the CH-OH group of donors, NAD or NADP as acceptor. NCBI's taxonomy places the organism in Eukaryota, Metazoa, Cnidaria, Anthozoa, Actiniaria, Actiniidae. The record is from RefSeq and is a predicted model, not a curated record.
ACUGGGUUGCCUGUGGUAUGUGUUUUCAACAUGGCGGCUGCGAAUGGUCUCUUACUUUCAGGCCGCUUAGCUCUUGUAACAGGUGGUGCUAGUGGGAUAGGAAGAGCCAUAUGCCAGACACUAGCCAAAGCCGGUGCAUCAGUAGCAGUUGUAGAUAGAAAUAUUGAAGGUGCCAAGGAAACUGGCAACAGCCUUUCAAAAAAUGAUGGCAAUCAGCUGCAUUCUUACCAUGCCACUGACGUAGUCUCAUCACUUCAAGUUAAUAAAUUGAUCUUGAAAGUGCAAGAAGAUCAUCAGAGACCACCUUGUAUCUUGGUUAAUUCUGCAGGAAUCACAAGAGAUGCUUUCUUCUUGAAGAUGAAUGAAGAGGCUUUUGAUGAAGUUAUUGAUGUCAACCUCAAAGGUACAUUCUUGAUGUCACAAUUUGCAUCCAAAGCAAUGGUUGAAAGCAAGAUAAGCAAUGGUUCCAUAAUCAACAUUGCUAGUAUUGUCGGAAAGACAGGCAACAUAGGUCAAGCAAACUAUACAGCUUCAAAGGCAGGGGUUGAAGGCUUGACAAGAACAUGUGCUCUUGAGCUGGCAAGGUUUGGUAUCAGGUGUAAUGCCGUUCUUCCUGGAUUCAUUCAUUCUCCCAUGACUGAGAAAAUCCCAGAACAAAUUACUCAAAAAAUAGUAAAAAUGGUCCCCUUGAGUCGUAUCGGACAACCAUCAGAAAUAGCAGAGGUGGUCAAUUUUCUGGCCUCAGACCUCAGCAGCUACAUUACUGGAGCCUCUAUUGAAGUGACAGGAGGACUAUCAAUGUAAUCCAGCAACUUUGAAACACCAUUUUUAGUAUCAGUACUUUGAUCUUCCAUAAAAUAGAGAAGUUAUAUUGGACAAAUGGUGAGAAAAAAGUGCAUCACAAUUUUUAUAAAUUAUUGUCGUAUGAUAAUAAGAAACCAAUAAAGCAAAAGAAGAUAAUAGAAUUUUAGCUGUCUACUAUACACUGUGUGUUAUGCUUACCCAUAGUAUCCUUUUAUAUUUUUCAUGGACCAAAUAAAUUCACUCUUUGAAAAUACGUCAUAGUCAAAUAGACACAAAAGUGAACAAUGCAAAUAAGAGUACAGCUAUCCUUAUCCCAGGAUACAAAACAUUUUUAUUUAAUUUAGUGAUUUUGUGACAAAUGUGUACUUAUGACACACUUACCUAGUGAUUUUACAAUUUGUCAAAGGUCUUUCAAUGUCAUAUCUGGUUUCAUGACCAGCAAUAACACUGUGCGCUGCCUAAGUAUUUAUGCAGGGUAAAAAAAUGAAAUUCAACUUUAAUGAUCAGAUAGUUUAUAAUCAAGCAAAAACUGGCAGGCUUUCAUCUUUUUCAGCUGAAAGUCAAUCAACAAAAUGCCGUUGAUCGGCUGACAGUUGGUCUACAAAUGGCAGUUAAUUGGCCAACAAUUGUUUGACAAAUGGCAAUAAUCAGCCUUUUAUGAUGGCACCGUCCAUACCUCCAUUAGUUUUUAAAGGCUAAUGUGAAAUGCACUACUGAGUGAUAGCUAGGUUCGCCAUUAUCGAACCUGUCAAGCCUAGCUUUGAUCAUUGAUAGUCAUUUAUCUGUCCAUACUUGUUAGUAAUUGUAAUUGAUAUCAAGACUACAUAAUAAACCUUUAUCUUCAAACUCUAA